Molecule: messenger RNA, 3025 nt
Organism: Neltuma alba
Lineage: Eukaryota; Viridiplantae; Streptophyta; Magnoliopsida; Fabales; Fabaceae
Product: DNA topoisomerase 3-beta
Exons: 15
Coding region: 141-2729 (862 amino acids)
Biological process (GO): DNA repair; DNA topological change; DNA recombination
Cellular component (GO): nucleus
Molecular function (GO): DNA binding; DNA topoisomerase type I (single strand cut, ATP-independent) activity
Source: RefSeq, a predicted model, not a curated record
AAAAAGUUUUCCUGCCAGUCACCGAGGGAAUCCUGCCUCGACGGGCAAUAAAGGAGUUCAGCAGUAAACUAGGAGCGAGAUAGUAGAUACAGAGAUACAUCUACAAGGGAGUAGAAAAGCAAAUCUCUUCAAUAAUCGAUAUGGCUCCUCCCAAAGUUCUCAUGGUCGCAGAGAAGCCUAGCAUUGCUUUUUCUAUUGCGUCUGUUCUCUCCCGCGGUCAGAUGUCUACAAGAAAAGGAAGCACAGAAAUUCACGAAUUUGAGGGGAUAUUUCUUGGAUCCCGUGCACACUUCAAAGUAACAUCAGUUAUUGGGCAUAUAUUUAGUGUAGAUUUUCCUGCUAAAUAUCAGGAUUGGACAGCUAUAGAUCCUUCAGAUCUUUUUCAAGCUCCAGUUAUAAAGAAUGAAUCAAACCCAAAGGCACAUAUAUGUAGACAUCUAAAUCAAGAAGCUCGUGGAUGUCAUUAUUUGGUAUUGUGGUUAGACUGUGAUCGUGAAGGAGAAAAUAUAUGUUUUGAAGUUAUAAAAUCAACUAGCUUCAAUGUAAAUGAAGCUCGGAAGAGGAUUUUUCGUGCACGCUUUUCUUCUGUUACUGAGAAGGAUAUUCUGAAGGCUCUGGAUGAACUUGUGGAACCCAACAGAGAUGAGGCACUGGCAGUGGAUGCUAGGCAGGAGAUUGAUUUAAAAGUUGGGGUUGCCUUUACUCGAUUUCAGACGAGUUAUUUCCAGGGAAAAUAUGGGAACCUAGAUGCCAGAGUUAUAUCCUAUGGGCCAUGUCAAACUCCUACCUUAGGCUUUUGUGUGCAGCGGUAUUUGCAAAUAAAUACCUUCAAACCAGAAAAGUUUUGGACUCUGCACCCUUACAUAACACACAAUGGCUAUGAAAUUCAGCUAGAAUGGAACCGAGGCAGAUUAUUUGACAUGAAUGUUGCUGUUAUGUUUCAAAAGUUAGUAACUGAAAAUGGACUUUUGGAAGUUACUGAUGUAUCUGAAGAACAGAAAACUAAAAGCCGCCCUGUUGGUCUGAAUACAGUCAAUCUUCUGAAGGUUGCGUCAAGUGCUUUAGGAUUUGGACCUCAGUUGGCCAUGCAACUAGCUGAGCGCUUGUAUACUCAAGGUUUCAUCAGCUAUCCGCGCACAGAAAGCACAGCAUACCCGCCUUCAUUUGACUUUCAGGGUGUACUCUCUGCACAAGCAAAUAAUCCGAUAUGGGGUCAUUAUGUCCAGGGGCUACUCACCAAUGGUUAUCACAAACCUCGAUUAGGAACAGAUGUAGGUGAUCACCCUCCUAUCACCCCAAUGCGGUCAACUUCUGAGGAUAUGGUAGGCAGUGACGCAUGGAAGUUGUACCAAUAUGUCUGUCAGCACUUCAUGGGAACAGUCUCCCCUGAUUGCAAGUAUAAAAGGAGAAAGGUAGAAUUUUCAGUCGGUGGAGAGUCCUUUCAUUGUACAGGGAUGCAUGUUACUGCCAAAGGAUUUACAACCAUUAUGCCUUGGUUAGCAGUAAAUGAUAAAAAUAUUCCAUCCUUUGCAAGAGGGCAGAAAAUUGAUGUGUCAAAAAUGGAGCUAUGCGAGGGGACCACUACCCCUCCAGAUUAUCUGAGUGAAAGUGAGCUGAUUUCCCUUAUGGAGAAGAAUGGGAUCGGAACAGAUGCGUCAAUUCCUGUACAUAUCAACAACAUUUGUGAGCGGAAUUAUGUGCAGGUACAAGCAGGCAGGAAGCUUAUCCCAACUCCGUUAGGUGUGAGUUUAAUAAGAGGUUAUCAGUCAAUUGAUCCAGACCUCUGCCUACCUGAUAUCCGUAGCUUCAUUGAGCAGCAAAUUACUCUCAUCGCUAAGGGUCAGAUAGAUCAUUCUCAUGUUGUGCAGCAUGUGCUACAACAAUUCAAGCAGAAGUUUAGUUACUUUGUUAAGAAGAUUGAAAAUAUGGAUGCAUUAUUUGAAGCACAAUUCUCCGCACUUACUGAUUCAGGGCGUACUCUUAGUAAAUGUGGUAAAUGCUUGCGGUAUAUGAAGUUCAUUUCUUCUCAGCCACCACGAUUGUAUUGUAAUACAUGUGAGGAGGUUUACUAUCUUCCACAAAAGGGAACAAUUAAGCUGUACAAGGAACUGGCUUGUCCUUUGGACAACUUUGAGCUUUUGAUCUGCUCCAUGCCUGGCCCAGAGGGCAAAUCAUUCCCACUCUGCCCAUACUGCUACAGCAAUCCUCCAUUUGAGGGCAUUGAAGCACUCAUCAAUACAGCUAAAAUUGGUGCUUCUGGCAAGCUAGGGAAGGGAGCUGGCAUGCCAUGCAUCCUCUGUCCUCAUCCCACUUGCCCAAACUCUCUGGUUUCUCAAGGGGUCUGUGCUUGCCCUGAGUGUAGUGGGACCCUUUUCUUGGACCCAGUAAGCGCUCCCAAGUGGCGACUCUAUUGCAAUAUGUGCAAUUGCCUUGUUCUUCUUCCUCAAGGUGCUCAUAGAAUCUCCACAACUCAGGAACGAUGCCCUGAUUGUGACUCUACGAUCAUAGAAGUGGACUUCAACAAGAAAACAACUCCUCUGGAAGAUGGAGCUACACUGCACCGUGGUUGUGUUCUUUGUGAUGAGUUGCUUCAUUCCCUUGUGGAGAUGAAACAUGGGAAGAGUUUCGGUUCAAGAGGUAGAGGGAGAGGCAGGUGGAGGGGAAGGGGAAGGGGAGGCCGUGGUAGAGGAAAAAUGAUUGACCCAAAAAUGAGUUUCCGAGACUUUUAAGCACUCCCUUUCACGUCUUUGUCAAUUCGAAGAAGUACAUUAUUAUGGAGCAUGAGCUGGCAGUUCGUUUGGAUGAUCCUUUGGUUCAUUAAUUUGAAUGUAUAAUUUGGUUCUUGCAAAGUUUCUCUAAUGUUAGAUAUUCACUCAAUUUUUCGCUGUUAUCCCCUCCAUGAGAUGCACGGUUGUAGCAUUAUUGAUUGAUUGAUUACUUGUUUGCAAUGGGUCGAAUGUGCAUGGAUUUUGUUGUCACUUGAUGUAAAGAGCAUGUUGGUGUGGUUUAAUUUAUUUUGGUAAAA